Molecule: messenger RNA, 1506 nt
Organism: Parnassius mnemosyne (clouded apollo)
Lineage: Eukaryota; Metazoa; Arthropoda; Insecta; Lepidoptera; Papilionidae
Source: the annotation of a GenBank genome assembly
AUGUUAAUUCCGGUGUUAAUUUUAUUAAUAGCCUUAGUGCUUGGUUACACUCAUUACUUUGGCAAAUAUAACGAAAAUUACUGGAAACGACGUGGUGUUCCCUUUUAUCCAAGGAAUAAAAUCUGGGGUCCGUUUUGGGACUUCGUGUUUGGUGAGCGGGCGUUUUUUGAAGUACUCGGUGACAUUUACAAAAAAUACCCUGAUGCACCCGCCGUUGGUUUUGGUUCUGUAAGUACUCCGACAAUACUCGUCAGGGAUGCUACAAACAUACGGCAUAUUGUACAAGUGGAUUUUGAGUCCUUCUAUCACAACGGAGUUGAAGUACCACCAGGAGACCGUUUGGCUGAUAGUAUUCCGUUUAUGAACGGCAAGCGGUGGAAGCUAAUGCGGCAAAAUAUGACACCUUUAUUUAGUGUCGCCAAACUCAAGAAUAUGUACAUUGUUAUGGACAAAAGUGCGCAAGACUUUGUAAAAUAUUUGAAUGAUCACCCAGAGAAGUUAAAAGGAAAUGCAUUUGAAACCCUCUCUACUUUCUGUAGUGCAGCAAUUGGCGCUUCAAUAUUUGGUAUUACUACGGAGUCCAUUUUUGAUUCACCUUUUCUUCGUAUGGCCCAAAAUGCGGCCGUGCCUACAUUUUGGACAAAUUUAAGGUUUUCACUUUUACUAGUCAGUCCGUGGUUAUUCGGGAAGUUGAAACUAGCGUUAUUCGCAGAGCAUGAAACAUUUUUUAUCAAUGCUGUAAAACAGUUGAUACGACAAAGGGAAAAGGAAGGUGUGAAGAAACCUGAUUUUGCAGACAUAUGUGUAAAUUUGCAAAAGAAAGGAGAGAUAAAAGACGAAGAAACUGGAGUCAGCAUUGAGCCCACUGAUGAGCUUAUGGCGGCUCAAGCAUUUUUCUUUUUCAUAGCCGGUGUUGAACCAAGUGCAUUAGCUUUGUUUUGUACGUUAAUUGAACUAGGUCGUAAUCCAGAAAUAUUGAAGAGGGUUCAUGAUGAAAUAGAUGAUAUUUUUAAGAAGUAUAAUAACAAUCUGACAUAUGAGUGCCUGUCUGAUGCAAAAUAUCUUGAAAUGGUUCUGAAUGAAGGCCUGAGAAUGUAUCCUCCUAUUGGUUUACUCGGAAGACAAUGUGUAAAAGAUUCCGUAUUACCCGUCGGGAAUAUCAAAAUAGAGAAAGGAACAAAAAUAUUAUUUAGUCCUUUUGAAGUUCAACGUGAUCCGAAACUCUUUCCAGAACCUGACAAAUUUAUUCCGGAAAGAUUUUCACGUGAAUCUGAAGCAUUUACUGAUCUUGCUUUCAUGCCUUUUGGAAGAGGGAUGAGAAUCUGUAUUGGAGAAAGAUUUGCUAGAAUUCAAAUAAUGACUGGUUUCAUAUAUCUUCUUCGAUACUUUACAAUAAAAACUCUCGUUCAAGGUUAUGAAGUUAAGUAUAAGAAAGAACAGUUUCAAGUUAGACCAUCAAAUGCUGAUGUAGAAUUUAUACCAAGGAAUAUCGAAGUAAAACCAUAA